Molecule: messenger RNA, 1420 nt
Organism: Arabidopsis thaliana (thale cress)
Lineage: Eukaryota; Viridiplantae; Streptophyta; Magnoliopsida; Brassicales; Brassicaceae
Gene: ARV1
Product: ARV1 family protein
Exons: 8
Coding region: 583-1293 (236 amino acids)
Biological process (GO): intracellular sterol transport
Cellular component (GO): endoplasmic reticulum membrane; endoplasmic reticulum
Source: RefSeq, marked reviewed
AAUUUAUUUUCUUAUAAACUUAUCCAUCACAACUCACAAGUCAUGAACUAUAUAUAGAAAGUAACACGACAGUAAUAAUAUUAGUGAACCACUAGACUUUUCAGUAAGUGUGGUAAAUUCUGAAGACUAAAUAAUUUAGACUUAAUAUGUAUAUCUUUAUCUGAGGCCUAUAAUAUGUUUCAUUCAUGAACCUACGCAUUUUAAAAUGCUAUGUCAUAUGGACAAGAUUUUGAUCCAAAUUGAACUAUUUAUAAAUUACAACGUGUAUAUGAUUUUUAAAUUUUGGGGUACAAAUACCCCGGCUUAGAGCAAAAGUGGGCCUAACAAAUUUAAAGUUAAGACUUCAAAAACUUGGCCCAUGAAUAAGCCCAUUUAGGGUUAAAACAGUAGCCCAGACCCGGACUCUAAUUGCUCCGUAUUCUUCUUCUCUUGAGAGAGAGAGAGAGAGAGAGAGAGAGAGAGCAAUGGCGGCGAGUGAACACAGAUGCGUGGGAUGUGGUUUUAGGGUAAAGUCAUUGUUCAUUCAAUACUCUCCGGGUAACAUUCGUCUCAUGAAAUGCGGAAAUUGCAAGGAAGUAGCAGAUGAGUACAUCGAGUGUGAACGCAUGGUCUGUUUUAAUCACUUUCUUUCCCUUUUUGGGUGUUUCCCUAUUUCUUUCCAAUUUUGGUUUUUGGUUCUUUAAUUGUUUUCUUUGGCAGAUUAUUUUCAUCGAUUUAAUCCUUCACAGACCAAAGGUAUAUAGACACGUCCUCUACAAUGCAAUUAAUCCAGCAACUGUCAAUAUUCAGCAUCUGUUGUGGAAGUUGGUCUUCGCCUAUCUUCUUCUAGACUGUUAUAGAAGCUUGCUACUGAGAAAAAGUGAUGAAGAAUCGAGCUUUUCUGAUAGCCCUGUUCUUCUAUCUAUAAAGGUUCUGAUUGGUGUCUUAUCUGCAAACGCUGCAUUUAUCAUCUCUUUUGCCAUUGCGACUAAGGGUUUGCUAAAUGAAGUUUCCAGAAGAAGAGAGAUUAUGUUGGGGAUAUUCAUCUCUAGUUACUUCAAGAUAUUUCUGCUUGCGAUGUUGGUAUGGGAAUUCCCAAUGUCAGUGAUUUUUUUUGUCGAUAUACUUCUCUUAACAUCAAACUCCAUGGCUCUUAAAGUGAUGACUGAAUCAACAAUGACCAGAUGCAUAGCCGUAUGCUUAAUCGCGCACUUGAUUAGAUUCUUGGUGGGUCAGAUUUUUGAGCCGACAAUAUUUUUGAUACAAAUUGGAUCUCUGUUGCAAUAUAUGUCUUAUUUUUUCAGAAUCGUAUGAUCCCAUCAGCUUCCAGUAUAGUCUUUUGGUUUGAAGAUAAGAGAAACCUUUACAUUAUUAUACCAUACUGUAUUUUAUGACUAAGCCAAAUAUUAUCGCCACCAAAAAUUGAAUUAGACCUUACUAA